Bursaphelenchus xylophilus (pine wood nematode) is the source of this 2758-nucleotide messenger RNA. Lineage: Eukaryota; Metazoa; Nematoda; Chromadorea; Rhabditida; Aphelenchoididae. The record is from the annotation of a GenBank genome assembly.
AUGAGGAUAUCAGGCUUACUUCUACUACUUACUACUGUUUGUUGUGGCCAAAAUAAAUGUCAGAAAUGCACAUUGCGAUUCGAAUGUUGGGAUGGGUCGGAUGGGAUCGAGGAUGGAGUUAUCGUUCACAGUGAGAUGAACAAGUUCGAUGGGUGUGCGCGGUCGAAAGUCAGUUGUAAAGGGGCGAACAAUAAGUCGGUUACACUUCUGAAAAUUGGACAAGUGAGCGACUAGGGUCUUACUUACAUUGUUUAGUACAUUACUUUGUCCGAAGUGGAGCUUGUGUGCAAUGAAAAAGGGAAAUGGAGUCCCUACAAUGCAGAGACCGUUGCCUGUGGAGGUGAGGGCAAAUUUAGACUUUAAUAUUGUAAAUUGUAGAUGUAAAAAAUUAAUAUUUUAGUCUCCGGAUCCACUGGAGUUCCACUUGCUCCGACCUGUCUAAGUGUAACCGAAGUUGUCUAUGAUGGGACUGAAACUGGCGACGAAAAGUCCGCGAAGGUUGCUGAGAAUUGCAAAAGCUGUCCAACGGAUGUGAAAUGCUUUGGGAAUGAUGACGUCUUCGUCGACGGGAUCAUUGAUUGGCGGAUUUCCAAAGAUGACGCAACUGGAUGUGCAAUAUUGGAUGCGGAAUGUGGAUUUGGUGGGGAGCCGAGGAAGGGAAGCGAUGUUGCUCAACUGUUCGUUGGAAAAGUGAGAUUAUGUGAUUUUAGAAAAUUGUCGCUUUAGUACUCGUUUGACAAGAAAGUGAGGCUAAAAUGUGGUGCGAAUGGAGCUUGGGUGCCCGAAAAGAAUAACGAAAUAAAAUGUGGGGGUAAGUACAGCGAUAAAUGGAUUUUUUUACCAAGUUAUGGCUUUUUAAUAUUUUCGGGUGUAAAUUUCGAGUCGAAAUAUGAAGAAAUAUUAUCAUUACAGUAUACCGAACAGAGGGCACUCUUCCGCCGAAAGUCUCGUCCCAAGCCACUUGUAAAUUGCCCAAGCCAAUUCGACCCCCAGGCUACGAAGACCUUGAAGAUCCGUUACCAACUGAACCGGCGACCACUGAACCGACUACCGAGCUCACAACAACCUCAUCAUCUACGUCUCUGACCACCGCACCUACCCGCAAACUCAAGAAGAUCACUCUCCCCAAGCCGUCUUGCUGCGGGUCUUGGUCCGAAUGGAUGGAGGUUACGAAAUGUGCGGAUACUUGCGGAAGUUGCGGCGUCCAAAGAGUAAGAAGAAAAUGCCUCACAGACAAAUGUAAAUGCGAAGGGGAGUCAGAGGAGAUCAGGCAUUGCAACAGACAGCCUUGCCGACUCUCCAGGACUUCUUGCUGCUCUCCGUAUCGACCACAAGUCGAAGGGAGCAAUAUUGAAUGUGGAAAUCAGGUGAGAUGGGCUCAGAAAUGGGGUCAAGAUGACUGUAACUUUCCAGAAUACUCUCUCAAUUGCCGCUAAGAUCCAAUGCGACCGUCCGCAAUGUUGUCCGCCCAAUGGAAUCUGGAGUGAAUGGCAAGCUUACGGUAGAUGCCCUGUGGGAUGUGGCGGAUUUGCAAGGUCGAAAAGGAAAAGAAUUUGCUUAUCUCAGUGGGUGAUGGGAUGCAAAUGCGAGUAAGUGCAAUAUUGGAUUUAUUUCCUAUAAAAUUUUCAUUUUUAGAGGGCCUGAUCAUGACUCCGGACCUUGCAAUCUAAAGCCUUGCACUCAAGUUGGCUGGACCAAGUGUCGAAGUGGGUUGUUGCCGAUGAAAAGGGGAUACGACAGGUUAUGUAGCGAGUUUGUCUCCAAGAAAGAACAAACGGAAUGCUGCCCAUUUGGUUGGUUAUAUUAUGUUAGAUCGAUGAGUAUUUGACGAGUCAUUUUCAACUUCUUUUCAGGGGGGAUUUGGGAUCAAUGGUCGGAAUGGACUCAUUGUAAAACGCCUUGCGGAGGAUGUUCAACGACACGAAGAUGGAGAAUGUGUGCUUCCGAGAGGGUGGGAUGCCCGUGCACGUAAGUUUUUACAUUCUUCUAGACAUUAGUGACGUCGGAGUUUAUUUUAUCAAAGAAAAUGUUAUUUCAUCAUGUCAAAUUUUGCAUUGCAGAGGUGAUGACAAAGAGGAAGAGCCUUGUAACACCGUAACUUGUGAGCAUGGCAAACCGUAUUGUUGUAGUCCUCUUCAAGUAGUCAUCUAUGCGGGGAACGCGUUAUGCUGGUUGAAAGAGCGGGCGGUUCAUGAUAUCAUCCCUGCCAAACAUUACGCCGAAUUCUUCACUCUUACUCCAGAAGAAUACGGGAAGAAUUUGAUCGUAAAGACUUCGACGACAAAAGAAGCGAAGGGCAAAUGGUCGGACUGGGAAGGAUACUGUACGGAGGAAUGCGGCCUGUGCGGACAUCAUAUAAGGAAGAGGAAAUGUUUGGGACCCGGGGAUUGCAAGUAAGUUGAAUGAAUUCCAAAGAGGUCAUAGAAAUCUGAGAUCUUUCACAAAAAUUACUUUUUCCCGAAAAGGCAGAAGAAAGAUAAGAAAAUGCGUUUUAUCGGAUAGUGACAUUUCGUUUUGAACGAAUCACCAAAAAGGGGCGGGAAAUUUUUUCUUCUGUUUAUUUUGGGUUGACGUUAGCUGAAGCAUUUCUCUUUAGACUUCCAUCAACAACAAUAAAAUCAUCCUUUUCAGUGGGAAUUACCGCGAAGAACUGCGUGGAGUUUGUCCUCGAAUCGCUUGCAAAGCCCCCCACAAGCCUUGUUGCCACGGUAAACCCGUCAAAAUUGCAGGAAUCUAUGUUUGUAUAUUGUCGAAAUGA